This is a messenger RNA of Passer montanus (Eurasian tree sparrow), 4280 nucleotides long. It is a transcript of the gene IGFBP3, whose product is annotated as insulin like growth factor binding protein 3. The transcript has 4 exons. NCBI's taxonomy places the organism in Eukaryota, Metazoa, Chordata, Aves, Passeriformes, Passeridae. Gene Ontology annotation, biological process: regulation of insulin-like growth factor receptor signaling pathway. Gene Ontology annotation, cellular component: extracellular region. The record is from RefSeq and is a predicted model, not a curated record. Gene Ontology annotation, molecular function: fibronectin binding; insulin-like growth factor I binding; insulin-like growth factor II binding. Bases 587 to 1486 code for a protein of 299 amino acids.
CGGGGGACAGCUGGGUGCGGAGUGGCGGGGAGUGGAGCAGGGCAGGCAGCCAGGCAGCACGGGGAAUAAAACGAAGGGAACCCCGCUUUUUUCUUUCCCCCCAUCUCUAUUUUUCCCUUCUCGGUACUAUCUCCUUUUCUGAAAUGUUUUUGGACUAAAUUUUCUUCUGACAGUCUGGGUUUGUUUUUUUUGGUUUUUUUUUAACUUAACUUUUGCAGACUUUUUUUUUUUUUUUUUUUUUGAGUGUUGUGUGUGGCAAAAAAGGAAACAAGUUACUGUCGAGCCAAGUAAUUCAGGCGCUCUGCAGGGAGGAGUGGGGAGAAGAGCAGGGAAAAGUUGCUUUUGUUGCUAACGAGCUUUUGCUGCCUUGAUGUGACUACGAGCAAGCGACUGCAGAGAGGGCCGGCGUGCGAGUGCCGGCAGCGCGGCUUCCCGCCUCCUCACGCCGGCAGGCGUGCGAGCGGUCGGCGGCUCCGCUCCCCGCAGCCCCCUCGAAGGCGGCUGGGGCUGCGCCGCUCCUCUCCCUCUGCCCGCAGCAGUGUGUGAGCGUCCGCGCGGGGUUCUGCCCGUCCCCGGCCCGCACGGGAUGCGCGGGGGCGGCUCCCGGCGGCCUCCUCCGCCGGUUGCCAUGGUGCCACGGCCCGGCGUGCUGUGGGCAGUGGCGGCGGCGGCACUGGCGCUGCUGGUCCGGCGGGCGGCGGCGGCGCUGGCGGGGCCGGUGGUCCGCUGUGAGCCUUGCGACGUGCGGGCGCUGCAGCAGUGCAAGCCCCUGCAGCCCGACUGUGCCGAACGGGUGCGGGAGCCGGGCUGCGGCUGCUGCCUCACCUGCGCCCUGCGCCUGGGGCAACCCUGCGGCAUCUACACGGAGCGUUGCGGCGCGGGGCUCAGCUGCCAGCCGCGGCGGGAAGAGGCGCGGCCGCUGCAGGCGCUGCUCGAGGGCCGCGGGCUCUGCACCAACGCUACAGCGGGCAGCAAGCUGCGGGCCUUCCUGCUGCCGGGACCGCACGCUGCAGUAAAUUUCAGUGAUUCAGAAGAAGACAAGAGUACCAGCAGCAUAGAAGAUCAGGCCAUUCCAAACUCUCACAGGGUACCAGAUUCCAAGUCACAUCCACCACACAUCAAAAUAGAUAUCAUCAGAAAAGUGCAAGCCAAAGAUACACAGCGCUAUAAAGUCGAAUAUGAUUCACAGAGUACAGACACAUUGAAUUUCUCUUCUGAAUCCAAACAAGAGACUGAAUAUGGUCCAUGUCGUAGAGAAAUGGAAGACACUUUAAACCACCUAAAGAUCCUGAAUGUCUUGAGUCCAAGGGGCUUUCAUAUUCCAAAUUGUGACAAGAAGGGAUUCUACAAGAAAAAGCAAUGUCGCCCAUCCAAAGGCCGAAAAAGAGGUUAUUGCUGGUGCGUGGAUAAAUAUGGACAGCCACUUCCUGGGUAUGAUGGGAAGGGAAAAGGAGAUGUCCACUGCUAUAACUUGGAAAGCAAAUAAGGGCUGGGUGCCAGCUCUUCUGGCAUCUGUGCAUGGCCACUGGACCUCACAGAGACCUUGGAGGGGCUGGACAACACUGUGGGACUGCACUGUGUGUGGAGUAACAAGCUCUGCCUCCUGCAGCGAUGGGGAGUUGCAGCCUCUAUGGAUGCUGCUGCAGUUUCAGCCUGCCACCAACACACAUCGAGCUUCCUAUGGGAUGUGUAGGGAGAUCUGAAUUCCCAUGUAAACCUGCACUAUUGAUACCCAGAGAGAGAAAAACAAAAGGCACUUCAGAAUGGAAUCAGGGAGUCUCCGCUGACUUUUUAAAGAAUGGCCUGUGACCAAUUUGAUCCCAAAAGAUACUGGGUUUUUUGUUUUAAAGAAUUUAUAGAUGUUAAGCUUGUAAAAGUAUUAAAAAUAAAAACAAAACAAAAAACCCACAAGAAUGUAAAGGUAAAGCUUUUUUUACAGGUCUGAUGGGAAACUUGUCUUCACGGGUAAAAAGUUUUUUAUAAAAAUCUCAAAGAACUUUUUAAAGAAAUGUAUUUCUAAGAUAAAGACAUGGAUAUUUUUUCUGUAAAAUAUAUUAUGAAUAUUCUGUUAGUCCUUAUUUAAUAUAAUUGUUUUUUAAUAAACUUUAUUUAAAUAUAACAUGAAUACCAAAUAUUACUCAGUAAUUCUAGUGUAUACAUCUGUAUGCAAAAAGAAAGUAAGGUUAUGGAAUGAUUUACAGAUACAUUUAAGUCUCUAUGCAUACACACUGACCUGUUCUAGGUAAGAGAAAUAAAUUUUUGGAGGAAAAGAACUGUUUCCAGAAGGGAUUGAGUUUUAUAAUUUGAUAUAACUACAAAUGCCAAGAGAAUAUUUUUUUUAAAUUAUUUUAUUGAUAAUUCUAAUGUACCCAUCACUGAAUUAUGCCACUGGAAAGGAUAACAGUUGCACUGAAGCUCUUGGUAAAGCUUUCUUCUGUCUGUAUGUUGCUUCAGUUUUUGCAACAGGGUUUACAUUUCCUCCAUUUACUGCUCACACUAAUACAGAAUAUUCAUGGACAAAAAAUUGCCAUUACAGUACUACUCUUUGUAUUUGCUUAUUUAUUUUGAAAAGGUGUAUCUAUUCUGUGUUGUCUUGGUACAUUCUACCAAAGCACUUACUCUGUAUGAGGAACUCCUGUUGAAAACAAUGUCAACAAGAUGGGGGGAUUGAGACCCAUGCAUUUCAUUUAUGCAACACACAAUUGUUGCUUGCUUUGACUAUGGUAGAAAUCAUUCACCUGCAUUUAAGCAUAGAAAAAGAACCAUUGGGUUUAAAUAGUUAAAUUCACUUUCUGUCAUGGUGUUAUAUUUAAUUGGAAGAGAAGUGAUUUUGUUUUGUUGUUGUAUGUGAUGCUUUCAUAUAAGGAAGGCUUUGGCAACAUUUUAUUUUCUGAGGCUGAUUGUUUAACAUACUUUGUGAAAAAUUCAGUAUGACAAUGAAAUCUGCAUAAGGAAAGGUGGCCUAUGAAAUGUAUCAUCUCUCUGGAAAAUAAUGCCGUAUUUUGUAUAUGUAUUUAUUUCUAUAUUUUAUAUAAAUAUUUUUAUAUUUAUAUAAAUAUAUAUUCUUAUAUGUCUCACUAUAAAUGUUUGAUGUCACUAUAGAAAAAAGAAGCCAUCAACUAAUUUCUUGUUGCGUUGGGAACUCCAUGAAGACUAUUGACACUGGGUUUUCACGUGCUGGGCCUAGGCGUUGUGUUGUUGAAGGAGAGGCCGUGGUGUUGAGGAACCCAUUCCUCUCCCACUGCAUGAAUUACAAUCAUCCUUGUUCCUGCCAGCAAAGGCAAAUGUCUAGAAACUCUGACAUGGAAGCAUUUGGACAUGCAGCUUGCCAGGAUUGCGGCAUCCCAUCACUAUAACUCAGAUGUUUAAAGCCUUACCCUGAAAUGUAUUAGCUGAACAGCACUAUGAGUGUUCUCCACAUCUUUCCAAUUUCUAAUGAAAUGAGUUCAUAUCAUCAUUAAAACUGAAAUUUUAUAACCUCAUGGUAAGAAAAAAAUUGUACAUGAAGUGAUGCUUACUCCAGGCUAACACAGGUUUCCUGACACAAGGUUACAGAAAGAUUUAUUGCAAUAUUUUUAUUGCCAAAGCAGAUCUAAUGCCUGCAAAGUUUUGUUGGCAAAAUAAUAAAUGCUGGGCUUUUAUUUAUUUAUUUUUUUAGAGUUGUAAACCAGUUCUUUUCAAAUAAUUUCACAGAGAGAAGAAAGUUGUAUAUACACCAAUAUGUGGGCAUAUAAUCAUAAAUAAGAAAAUAAGGGUUUGAUUCAUUGAAGUGAGUUAUUAUUUUGCCUCUGUUUGAUUUAGUAACUAUCUGGUGAGCCUUCUGAAAAGAAAAAUCAGUUUCUUGUCAAAAGUGAUGGAUGCUUUGCAAGGCACAUUUUGCAAGUAUGUAAGGCGUUUUAAAAGCUUUAUGAUUCGGAUAUUUUUUCAAGUAUUUUAAUUUUUUAUGUUUUAUCCUACAAUUAAAAACAAAUAAAUAAAGGAGAAACUGGCUAGUAGAGGUCAUUAAGUCAUAUAUUAUGAAAAAAAACCCAAACAAACUACAUUCAAGGAGCUAAACCUGAUUUAAGCAUGCAAUUUGUCACAUGACUAUUUAAGAAAUGGUGUUCAGUUCCUUUAUUAGUACUAACAGUCUUUAGUUAUGUAACAGAGAAAACAUACAGCCAUAAGGGGAAAGAAAACAGAUGUGUGUAAAUCAGUUUUAUUUUCCUCCCAACAGACGUCUUUAAAAGAGGAAUUGUGUUUAAAAAUUGCCCAAAAAAUAAAGUCUCCUGUCAUUUAAA